AUGGCACCAGCAAGGCGGACGGUGUGGGUUCUUCUCGCGCUGUCGGGUGUUCUGAAUUUGCGCUCCUGCUGGACUUUCACUUGUCCGUCCAUUUGUAAAUGUUCAUUGAAGAGCGAUACAUGUUACAAAGACACGGGAGAGAAACUCAGUUGCACGAGGGAAACGCAACUGGGGUCCAAAGCCGCUCCAGCGUUUAUUCGAAACUUAAGACUAACUCAUCUGCCGUUGAAUGAAGUUCCAAGCAAUGCCUUCAGAGGACUGAUCAACGUGUCCAGAAUUGAGAUAUCUCAGAGUGACUGCACCAGGUACAUAAGAAACCAUGCAUUCCUCUCUCUCCACAGCCUGACUGAGAUACAGAUACAGAACAUCAGAAAUCUGAUCAGUAUAGAGAAGGGGGCCUUCACUGAUCUGCCCAAGCUGAGAUACCUGAGUAUCUGUAACACAGGAAUAAUACACUUUCCAGACUUCUCCACCAUCUCCUCCCUGGUCAUACUAGAGUACUUCUUCCUUGAGCUGGGAGACAACAUGCAGCUCCACAGUAUACCUGCCAAUGCCUUUCAAGGGAUCACAGAGGAGAGUGUAUACAUGAAAAUUAUAAAAAAUGGAUUCAAGGAAAUCAAGUCGCACGCUUUCAACGGAACAAAGCUGGAUAAACUGAUUCUGAAAGACAACAGGUAUCUGAGGAGCAUUCAUGAAGAUGCCUUUGAGGGAGCAUCAGGGCCAACUGUGCUUGACGUCUCCUCCACAGCUCUCGACACACUCCCCCGUCGAGGCUUGGAACAUUUAAAGGUCCUGAUUGCCCGUUCUACCCCCUACCUGAAGACUCUACCUCCUCUAGAAAGCCUCCUAGAGCUGGAGGUGGCAGAGAUUACUUACCCCAGCCACUGCUGUGCCUUUCACACCUGGCGACGCAAAGACAAGGAAAAAGUUGUCCUUGCACUCUCUCCGAACCUCAGAAGGCUGUGCGAUGACGAUGAUGAAAUCAUGGACCACUCGGCAGACAAUGUGACAGACCUGUACGACAUCAACCUCCAAUACCCAGACCUGCAGCUGAGCCUGUGUCCUGGACCCUUCCAGUGCACCCCGGAGUCCGACGCCUUCAACCCCUGUGAGGAUCUGCUGGGAUACUCCUUCCUCCGUUCAGUCACCUGGCUCAUCACUGUAUUUGCUGUGGCCGGGAACAUGGCCGUCCUGGUCGUACUGAUCAUCAGCCACCAGAAGCUCAAUGUCUCUCGGUUCCUGAUGUGUAACCUGGCCUUCGCAGACCUCUGCAUGGGGGUCUACCUCCUCCUCAUUGCAGCCAUGGACUACCACUCACACAAGGAAUACUACAACCACGCCACGUUCUGGCAGACGGGUGCGGGCUGUGGCGUGGCGGGGUUCCUGACGGUGUUCGCCAGCGAGCUGUCGGUCUACACGCUGACCAUUAUAACGUUAGAGCGGUGGCACACCAUCACCAACGCCAUGCACAAGAACAAAAGGCUGCGGCUGAGGCAUGUGGUAGCCAUGAUGGCUGGGGGGUGGGGCUUCUCCCUAUUGGCCGCUCUGCUUCCUGUCCUCGGAGUCAGCAGCUACACUAGGGUGUCAAUCUGCCUGCCCAUGGACAUCGAGUCCCUAGCCUCCCAGGUGUAUGUUGUAGCCCUCCUCCUCCUCAACGUCACUGCCUUCUUCAUCAUCUGCUGCUGCUACGUACGCAUCUACCUGUCCAUCCACAACCCCGACCUAGCAAUCCGCCACGGUGACUCCAAGAUUGCCAAGCGCAUGGCCGUUCUAAUCUUCACCGACUUCAUCUGCAUGGCACCCAUCUCCUUCUUCGGCAUCUCGGCGGCUCUCCGCAUGCCCCUCAUCACCGUCUCCCACUCCAAGAUCCUGCUCGUCCUCUUCUACCCAAUCAACUCCCUCUGUAACCCCUUCCUCUACACCAUCUUUACUCGAUCGUUUCAGAAGGAUAUACGUUUGUUGUUGAGUCGCUGUAGUUUUUGCCAUGCCAGAGCUGAGUUCUACAGGGCACAGAACCUGGAAGCAAACACUAUACCACCUAAGGGUAGUACUACGUCCCCCAGAAAACAUCAGUCUUUCAGGUUCUACACCUACCACAUCAAGAUGCAAGGAUGCUUUCUCUGCGAGGGAGGCAGAGCAUAA
Messenger RNA from Oncorhynchus masou masou (cherry salmon), 2142 nucleotides. RefSeq names its product lutropin-choriogonadotropic hormone receptor-like. Gene Ontology annotation, molecular function: G protein-coupled peptide receptor activity; luteinizing hormone receptor activity. Bases 1 to 2142 code for a protein of 713 amino acids. NCBI's taxonomy places the organism in Eukaryota, Metazoa, Chordata, Actinopteri, Salmoniformes, Salmonidae. Gene Ontology annotation, cellular component: plasma membrane. Gene Ontology annotation, biological process: activation of adenylate cyclase activity; ovulation cycle process; male gonad development. The record is from RefSeq and is a predicted model, not a curated record. The transcript has 14 exons.